This is a messenger RNA of Owenia fusiformis, 2668 nucleotides long. NCBI's taxonomy places the organism in Eukaryota, Metazoa, Annelida, Polychaeta, Sabellida, Oweniidae. The record is from the annotation of a GenBank genome assembly.
AUGCACAAAUCAAAACAAGAGUUCGAACAAAAAUGGUUGUUUCAACCAAUCACUGCUUUAGGAAGUGAAUUUGAAUACCUCAGAGUGCAUCUCCAUAGUUACAACAAUGGCUGAAAAGUCUGAUGUCAACAUGGAAGAGGAAAACAAUGUAAUUGCAAACAAUCAUUGUCCUGAUGAUGUCAUAAAGACAGAACCCAUUGAAUCAAAUGAUCAAGACAUGCCACAGAGUCAUAUCAGCAAAGAUGCCAAUGAUCAUAACCACUGUGAGCCAUGUGAAGUGAAACCGGAUGAAGCCAUAUGUCUUGAUGUUACUAAGGCUAGUGAUGCAUCAGUUGAUAUGUCUACCACAGAUUCCUACACUGCAGAUGAAAAAAGUCUUGACAAUUCAAUCUCUCUUACAGUUGGUGCAUGUAAUGUAAGUAAAAAUGACAGUGGAAUUGAUAUGGACAAGUCCCCUGCUAAAGAGAUUCCUAAUAACUGUGAAGCCCCCAAUAAUGACUCUAGCAAUAGCUCAUUGAACGAUCUCAAACCGAGUAAUGAGACUAAUAAUGCCAUAGAUCUAGACAAAGAUCAAGUGAGUAAUGAAAGACAAUCGCACUCAGACAAAAUAACUGCUGAAUCGGCUAAAAAGAAACCGGAAAAUGAUGUGGCUAUUUCUGAUUCAGGCUCUACUAAUGACAAUUUAUCUAUAGAUAUAGACUCAGAUGAUGAGGCGACUGCCUCACACGACAUGCUCUCUGUUAGUGAAGAUACUAAGUCACGAAAGGAAAAAUGUGUUCGUAAACAGAAGAGAUAUUUCAGAAGACGUCCACAUCCAGAAACCGAGUCAGAAUCAGAAAGUGAAGAUGAUGUCAUUAACCAUGAAGAAGAGCAAGAGAGAAACACAACUGAUGGUGAAAGUGCUGCAGCUGAUGAAGCUGAUGUUGAUGAAGACGAUGACAAUGUUGAUGAUAUCGAGGCAAACAGGGCUUCCAGUGAGGAGGAAGAAAUAGUUAUAGACACCAAACCACCUGUUGAUUCAUGGCAAGUCAUGAGACAACUCUACUACAGGGAAUAUGGGCCGUCCCACUUAAAUAAGAAUGUCUACAAGAGGUAUGGUCAGUCAGCCAUGGGAAGCGUUGAUUUGGUUCAGCGGCUAAAGCUACAGUAUAAGAUGGAAAAACAUGAGGGAUGUGUCAAUGCUCUUCAUUUUAAUAGGGCAGGUAACCUCUUGGCAAGUGGUUCUGAUGAUUUGAAGAUUGUUCUAUGGGACUGGUGUAAGAACACUCCUUCCAUUGUGUAUGAUAGUGGCCAUAGGAGCAAUGUGUUUCAGUGCAAAUUUGUGCCACACAGUAAUGAUUGUAUCGUUGCUUCAUGUGCUAGAGAUGGACAGGUGAGACUUGGUGAGCUAUCAGCCACUGGAGUGUGUAAGGGAACCAGGAAGGUUGGCCAACACAAGGGGGCAGCUCAUAAGCUGGCGAUGCAGUUUGAUUCUGGCCACUGUUUCCUUUCAUGUGGAGAAGAUGGCACAGUGAUUGAGGUGGACAUUAGGGAGGAGAAGCCUACCAAGCUAGUAACCGUUAAAGAAAAUGAACAAAAGGUGGCUCUGUACUCCAUUCACUCUAACCCAACAAACUCUAAUGAGUUCCUGCUUGGGGGCAGAGAUCACUUCAUGAGGAUAUAUGACAAGAGAAAGAUCAGUGAUGAUGAUUCGGGCAUAGUCAAGAAGUUUUGCCCUCAACAUAUGAUUGACAAAGACAACAAGCCAAAUGUUACAUGUGCAGUAUACAACUACAAUGGUUCUGAGGUAUUGGGCACGUAUAAUGAUGAUGACAUCUACCUAUUUAACAAUUCACACUCAGAUGGUGCAGAGCCCAUUCACAGAUACUGUGGCCACAGGAAUAAUGCUACAGUGAAAGGUGUUAACUUUUAUGGUGCCAGGAGUGAAUUCAUUGUCAGUGGAAGUGACUGUGGACACGUUUUCUUCUGGGAGAAACAGUCAGAAAAAAUAGUGCAGUAUGUGGAAGCAGAUAGGGGAGGUGUGAUUAAUGUCUUAGAGCCUCAUCCCAGUUUUCCGGUGAUCGCAACUAGUGGUUUAGACAAUGAUGUUAAGAUAUGGGCCCCCACAGAACAUGAACCCACAAAGCUAAAAGGCAUUCAAGAGAUUGUAAAGAAGAACAGAAGAGAUAGGAAGCUUGAUAUGAGCAAUGACCCUGAAAUGAUCGAUGGUCAGAUGUUGUGGUUCCUGAUGCAUCAUCUUAGACGUAGUGCACGAAGAAGGGCACGUGAGGAAGGGGAGGAAAUCUCAUCAUCAAGUGACCACGACAGUGACGAUGAUUCUCCCCCAGCCAGCGAACCUGAGCUCGAAGUCCCUACCCCCAGGUGUACCCAAUCAUAGAUGUCUCUACUGUGUACCUACCAACUCCAGAGCCGUACAUUAUCUAAGGAGUGGAUUGAGAUCCACUGGGGCUUAAAUGACUAUUUCGUUACGAUUAUGCUCCGGUGAUUUUUGAUUUUAAGGAAGUUGUUAUAUUUAAAACUCACGAAUCAAGUUCUACAUCAUUGUGAACCUUGAAAUAAUAACACAUUUUCUCUUCAGUAUGAAGAUUUCUAUCACACAUUCUGUUGGCAAGAGAUGUUAUGAUGUCAGCUGCAAUGUACGAGAGGAAUUGUUGAACAUUAGAGGUUU